AUGAGUCAAGUGCACACAGCAUGGAGACUUCGACUUCGUAGGUUGUAUAUUCAAUCAGUUUGGUACACCAAAUUCAAACGAUGGAAAUUGAAACCUCUUGGGAUAGUAAUUAUUUUGGGUUUAAUUGUCAUUUUUAUCAAUGAAAGUUUAGCCUAUCAAGUGGCACGACUACGUUGGCCGAAUAUUGAAGAAAUCGCGAAAAAACCUACGGUGGAGAAGCUUCUACUUGUUGCCGAUCCUCAAUUAAUUGGCGAAAAAGAUGAAGGUAUCUUUGGCUUUAUCACUCGAACAGAUGCUGAUCGGUAUAUUAGAAAAACGUUCGCACAAGUUAACGCUUAUAUUAACCCACAUUGGGUUGCGUUUCUUGGUGACAUAUUCGACGAAGGUUUAUCAGCGUCAGAUGAUGAAUUCAAACGAUAUUUCGAACGAUUUGAUUCCAUAUUUGAUUAUAAAAAUCAUGAACAACGUUAUAUUAUCGUGUCGGGUGAUAAUGAUGUGGGCGGCGAGUAUUAUGGCGAUAAGCAACCAAUGUUAAGACAACGCUUUCGAAACUUUUUCGGUCGAAAUGUUGCACUCUAUCAUCAGAAUGACAUACAAUUUUUAAAAUUAGAUAUCGACAUGUUCGAUUCAUACACGAAUGGAAAACGUGAUCUGAUCAUGGAACAAAUACAUACUCAUCCGAUGACAGCGAUAUUUCGUAUUGUAUUAAAUCAUUGGCCGAUCGUGAGACGUACGGCCAAUUUUGUUAAACCGUUUAUGAAUGAUCUGGAACCAAAUCUUAUCCUUAAAGGUGACAGUCACCAUUUUUCCAUAACAAUGUAUGAUCGUAUAUCAAUGAAGAAUACAAUUCUUGCUGAAGAAUACUUGACACGGCCGUUCUAUACGAUAGAUUUAGGUCAGAAGAAUCUCAUCUAUGAAAUAUCAGUUCCCACAUGUUCAUAUCGAAUGGGUGUGAAUCGAAUUGGAUAUGUUGUACUUCUGUUAGAUAGCGAAAGUCAAACUGCUCAUGUGACUAUUCUGUUAACACCAAAAAGAUACACAGCAUUGUGUUUUUAUAUAUUUUAUGUGAUAUUUGCAGUGCUAUUCAUGAUUGUCACUUCAUUAUUUUCACGACGUACUUUAAUUCAAAUAUUUGAACUUUUACGUUGA
Adineta ricciae is the source of this 1149-nucleotide messenger RNA. Lineage: Eukaryota; Metazoa; Rotifera; Eurotatoria; Adinetida; Adinetidae. The record is from the annotation of a GenBank genome assembly.